Molecule: messenger RNA, 643 nt
Organism: Cylicocyclus nassatus
Lineage: Eukaryota; Metazoa; Nematoda; Chromadorea; Rhabditida; Strongylidae
Source: the annotation of a GenBank genome assembly
AACAUUUUAGGAUUGUCUACAUGGCAAACAUGCUCUUCUUUACAAUGCUAUUCAUAAUAACGAUGUCAGCUGUAGCAGAAGCAGACAAAAGACAAUUAGAACGUGAAAAAAGACAAGAUGAUAUUCACAUCUAUGUUGAUGGUGGAACAUCUUCUGGUCAAUGCUGUGGUACAUCUUCAUCUUCCCGAGGCUAUUAUCCCAUGUACUACCCUGUUGCCGUCCCGAUGUACUCUUAUGGAGGCUUGUUUUCACUGCUUUCGCGUUAUUCGUAUGCAUCGCAACAAUGCGUAGGGCCUUGCGUGAAUGCACAGUGCCCGGCAGGGUACACUUGUAACGCAAACAAUCAGUGCUGCAGGGCUGCUAUCGGAAAGUGAACUACCACUUGUCACGGCUCAAAAAACAGGUUGUGUAUCCAAAAUCCACAACGAUUGGGCAGAAUUUACAUGGGAUGAGCACUGCAUAGAUUCGAGAAUUGAACUACGAUGUUUCCAUGUAUACCCUUUGUAUCUUUUAGAUGAUAAAUUCGCCAGAUAUCGAUGCAAUACGGUGCAUAAGGCUAACUUGAAUCUUUUUCUAGAAAAAUAUUAUAGAUCGUGUAUUAGAACUUUUUGAAACCUUGUUAAAUCACUGUCACUGUUAUCCC